AUGCCAGGUAAUUUUAUGAAUGUCGAUCCAUGUAUUACAUGUAAAGCAAUAAGUGAGAAAUUUGUUGAGGGUUAUAAAAAAACAGCCGGAAGUAAUUUUGGAGGAGGUAAUACAGAUUGGGAAGAAAAAAAAUUGAAAGCAUACGCGAAAAGUGAAACUCGCUUUAUCGAAAUAAUGGAAGAUGCAUGUCCAAAAUCUGAAUCUCAGUGCAAUGGUUUUCUUGAAAAAUAUGAAGACCAAAUUGAAGAAUGGUAUCAAUCGAGUUCAUCUGAUUUAAUUGAUGAUUUCUAUAAAUGGUUUUGUCUUGAUACAACAAACGCUUGUUGCCCAGAGGGAACAUUCGGUAAAAAUUGUCGUCGAUGUCAAUACGGUGAUAAUGGACGCGUUUGUUCAGGCAAUGGCAAAUGUGACGGUGAUGGUAAAAGAACUGGCAAUGGUCGUUGUAGUUGUAAUAACAAAUAUCGCGGAACAAAUUGUUCAGAAUGUCAAAAUGGUUACACAAAAUCAAUAGAUAAAGAUAAUGAAGUUAUAUGCACAGAUAUUGAUGAAUGUCAUGCGAAUUUAAUUCUUUCCCCUUGUCUACUUCGUAAAUGUAAUAAUACAGAUGGAGCAUAUGAAUGUUUUGGUGAACCAUUCUAUCGUGAAGUACCAAAAUUAAGUACAUUAAUUGCCUUGACCACUACUUUUUUAAUUUUACUGUAUAACGAUAUGCAGGCACUGGCAUCAUUAACGUCUAUUAUCACCACUGUACUGACAAUAGCCUUUGCUAAAAAUCUUCUGUGA
Rotaria socialis is the source of this 783-nucleotide messenger RNA. The record is from the annotation of a GenBank genome assembly. Lineage: Eukaryota; Metazoa; Rotifera; Eurotatoria; Philodinida; Philodinidae.